AUGAAGUCAUGGCAAAGCUGCUCCUGGAGACUUCCAGGAACACCUUCAGACAACACAAUGGUCUGUGUAAAUCUUGGUUAUUGUGACUCGAGCUCCAGGACCGUGCUCUGUACGCUGUCAGCUGACAUCCCCUGUGCUCCCGGUGAGGUGCAGCUGAAAUGUCUGUGUGUGAGGAUCAGCACUCCUCAGCUGUUCACCACAAUAAACAGAGGGGUGACUGUGACCCUGCAGGGACGAGUGGGAUCACUGCCAUGCUCUGGUGCCACCUGUGUGAGGAGCCUGUCACCUGCCAGGGGCCUGUGCUGGACUGUCAUGCUGCUCAGGCACUGCAGAACAGGGAAUCCGUGGCCAUGGGUCACACUGGGCCCAUGGGUCACCCAUGGGGUGGCUGGUGGCCAGCCAAGGCCGGGUGUCCUGCUGUGGCGAGGAAGAUGUCAGCGUAUCGCUGGGAUUUGCACCACACACCAAUCCAUGGCCAGGGCAGAGGCAGCAGCAGCUCUUCAGCUGUUAUCCAGAGCCAGAGGAAAGUCCAGUCCCAUUCGUGGCAUUCCUGGCCACUGCAGUGCCCUGGGUGCUUGCCCACACUCUUCUGGCUUUGGCACCUUGAGCUCUUUGCCCUUCUCCACUCACCUCGUCCAGGGCCUCUGGUCACUUGUGCUGUCCCAUGGCUGGGAGUGGCUGGGGGUGAACCCCACACCAGGGCAGUGUGGGGCUCUCCUGGGGGUGAACCCCACACCAGGGCAGUGUGGGGCUCUGCUGGGGGUGGCUGGAGGUGAACCCCACACCAGGGCAGUGUGGGGCUCUGCUGGGGCUCUGCUCACGGUGCCAAGCCAGGGGCAGCUUCACAGCCCGGUGCCGCCCCGGCCGCUCUGUGCCACCGCCGGCUGCUCCAGCUGCUCCUCCUGCAGGGCUCCAGCUCCCAGCCCCGGCACAGGACCUCUGCUGCCAUCUCCAAGCACGGCUCUGUCCCUCCAGGUCUGCUCUCAGCUCAUGCAGCACAAAGUGUGCCCCAGGGCAAACCCCUGA
This is a messenger RNA of Poecile atricapillus (Black-capped chickadee), 1026 nucleotides long. RefSeq lists its product as uncharacterized. NCBI's taxonomy places the organism in Eukaryota, Metazoa, Chordata, Aves, Passeriformes, Paridae. The transcript has 2 exons. The record is from RefSeq and is a predicted model, not a curated record. The coding region runs from base 1 to 1026 and encodes 341 amino acids.